AUGGCCUUUGUGUUCUCUCUACUGACGGCCCUGGUGGUGUUCAGCUAUGGCCCUGGGGCAUCUCUGGGCUGUGACCUGUCUCAGAACCACGUGCAUGUCGGCAGGAAGAACCUAGUGCUUCUACAUCAGAUGAGGAGACUCUCCCCUUCCUUCUGUCUGAAGGACAGAAAAGACUUCGGGUUCCCCCAGGAGAUGGUGGAAGGCAGCCAGCUGCAGAAGACCCAGGCCAUCUCUGUCCUCCAUGAGAUGCUCCAGCAGACCUUCCUCCUCCUCCACACGGAGCGCUCCUCUGCUGCCUGGGACUCCACCCUCCUGGACAAGCUCUGCUCUGGACUCCAUCAGCAGCUGGAAGACCUGGACCCCUGCUUGGUGCAGGAGAUGGAAGAGCAGACAUCUGCCCUGGGAAUGGCUGUGAAGAGGUACUUUGAGGGAAUCCAUCUUUACCUGAAAGAGAAGAUAUACAGCGACUGUGCCUGGGAGACUGUCAGAGUGGAAAUCACAAGACCCUUGUCUUUAUCCACCUACUUACAAGAAAGGCUGCAAAUUGCUAAUGUAGACCUGGGGUCAUCCUGA
Sus scrofa (pig) is the source of this 573-nucleotide messenger RNA. RefSeq names its product interferon omega 7 (gene IFN-OMEGA-7). Gene Ontology annotation, biological process: defense response. Gene Ontology annotation, cellular component: extracellular region. Lineage: Eukaryota; Metazoa; Chordata; Mammalia; Artiodactyla; Suidae. The record is from RefSeq and is marked provisional. Gene Ontology annotation, molecular function: cytokine receptor binding.